Molecule: messenger RNA, 1062 nt
Organism: Procambarus clarkii (red swamp crayfish)
Lineage: Eukaryota; Metazoa; Arthropoda; Malacostraca; Decapoda; Cambaridae
Source: RefSeq, a predicted model, not a curated record
AUGGCCUUCGCUCAUGGACAUGUUACCAGGGCGCUGUCAAAGGUUCUCCAGACGGCGCUGUCAAAGGUCCUCCAGACGGCGCUGUUAAGAUUCCUCCAGACGGCGCUGUCAAAGGUUCUCCAGACGGCGCUGUCAAAGGUUCCUCCAGACGGCACUGUUAAGAUUCCUCCAGACGGCGCUGUCAAAGGUCCUCCAGACGGCACUGUUAAGAUUCCUCCAGACGGCGCUGUCAAAGGUCCUCCAGACGGCGCUGUUAAGAUUCCUCCAGACGACGCUGUCAAAGGUCCUCCAGACGACGCUGUCAAAGGUCCUCCAGACGACGCUGUCAAAGGUCCUCCAGACGACGCUGUCAAAGGUCCUCCAGACGGCGCUGUCAAAGGUCCUCCAGACGGCGCUGUUAAGAUUCCUCCAGACGACGCUGUCAAAGGUCCUCCAGACGACGCUGUCAAAGGUCCUCCAGACGGCGCUGUCAAAGGUUCUCCAGACGGCGCUGUUAAGAUUCCUCCAGACGGCGCUGUCAAAGGUCCUCCAGACGGCGCUGUUAAGAUUCCUCCAGACGACGCUGUCAAAGGUCCUCCAGACGGCGCUGUCAAAGGUUCUCCAGACGGCGCUGUUAAGAUUCCUCCAGACGACGCUGUCAAAGGUCCUCCAGACGACGCUGUCAAAGGUCCUUCAGACGGCACUGUCAAAGGUCCUCCAGACGACGCUGUCAAAGGUCCUCCAGACGACGCUAUCAAAGGUCCUCCAGACGACGCUGUCAAAGGUCCUCCAGACGACGCUGUCAAAGGUCCUCCAGACGACGCUGUCAAAGGUCCUCCAGACGGCACUGUCAAAGGUCCUCCAGACGACGCUAUCAAAGGUCCUCCAGACGGCACUGUCAAAGGUCCUCCAGACGGCACUGUCAAAGGUCCUCCAGACGACGCUAUCAAAGGUCCUCCAGACGACGCUGUCAAAGGUCCUCCAGACGGCACUGUCAAAGGUCCUCCAGACGACGCUAUCAAAGGUCCUCCAGACGGCACUAUCAAAGGUCCUCCAGACGGCGCUGGCUUUUUAGAGAACUGA